ACCGGUAUUUGUGCCGUUCCACUCUGUGUCUGUUUACUAAACUCGUUAAUAACGCAUCGGCCGGAUGUGACUGUCUGGUCGGUGCAGUGGACGUCAGGCAGCCGGCCUCAAUAAGAAGAUUUGAUGCUGUCCCUUCCUGGUGCCAAGUGUCAGUAUGGAUGAAGAAACCCUGGAGGCAGCCAUUGCUGCCUAUGGGGCCCAGCUGCAGCAGGUGGAUACGGCCCUGUCUGCAGGCCUGGACCCGUCCCAGCAGGCAGACCUGCUCAAACUGCGAGAGGACCUGUGUCAGCUGGUCGAGCUCACCCAGGGCAGUCUGAUCUCUGUGAAGAAGAGUCGUCUCCUGGCCAGCCUGGAGGACAGCAACGGUCUGCAGGCCCUCACCUCAGAGGCAGCCGCAGACACAAGCCGGGCCAACAGCAGCUUCGACUCCGAGUUUGCUUCUUUUUACACUGAGCUGGGGGAGUUUUCAGGUGGUGACACCAGAGAGAGGAACAAGGAGGGAGGCGGGGGGCUAGAAGAAGGUGAGGAGGAGGAGGAGGAGGAGGAGGAGGAGGAGGAGGAGGAAGAAGAAUAUGAAGAUACAUUCAGUGGUACCAGAGUACGAGCACCUCACCGGACAUCAUGGGGAACACUGGAGUAUCACAAUGCCAUGGUGGUUGGGUCAGAACCGCCAGAUGGGGACGAGGCACAAGUGAGAGUGCUCUAUGUCUACCCCACCCAGAAGUCUCUGAAACCAUGUCCCUACUUUCUAGAAGACAAAUGUCGCUUCCUGGAUAGUUGCAGAUUUUCUCACGGUGAAGUGGUGUACGUGUCGGAGCUCAGAGAGUUCUUGGAGUGUGACCUCAGUAACCUUGAAGAAGGCUCGUCCUGCUUGGUUCGACAAGAGGACGGCAUCUGGUACCCAGCAAAAAUACAAGAAAUAGACAACGGUUUCUACACUGUGAAGUUUGACUCACUGCUGCUGAAAGAUGCUGUGGUGGAGGCGGACUCUGUUAUCCCUCCUUUGAGAGAAGAUGACCCGCUGUCUUCUGACUCUGACCUGGACGACGCUGGAGACGAUGUGGCUUAUGCAAAAGUUCUGGACUCAGAAGUAGAAUCUGUUGUGUUAAAUACUUCUGAGUUUGGUGGCUGGGAGGCACAUACCAAAGGCAUCGGAUCCAAGCUGAUGCUCAAAAUGGGCUAUGAAUAUGGGAAAGGCUUGGGAAAGAUGCAGGAGGGUCGAGUGGAGCCAGUCACGGCUGCGGUGCUACCCAAAGGUAAAUCUCUGGACCAGUGUGCCGCUCUCACCCGGAAACACACCCAGAACAAGGCUGCAAAAGACGGCACACCGACGGGCAGGCCCAAGAAACGCAGGAAGCCUCGUGCUGCCAGAGGAGGGCGCAACAACGUGUUUGACUUUCUCAACCACAAACUAGGCGGCCAGAGCGCCAAUCAUGCUGAGGGGGGUGCUGCUGCUCACUCAGCAGCGACUGGGCUGGAGGCGUACAGGGGAGGGGAGAGCACCAAGAGGACUCUGAAUGUGAAGCUGUUCCAGGCGGCGCAGAGGGUGUCCCAGACAGAGAGGGAGAUCCAGAAAAUAUCCGAGUCACUGAGCAAGCAAAUAGGCUGGGGCGCAUCCAGAGUGAAGCAGCUAGAGGAGAGGCUGUCAGCGGCCCGCCGGCUGCUGGCCCAGCAGAAAGCCCAGGAGCUGUCCAUCCAGAGUGAGCACAGGAAGGCUGACACACACAAGAAGAUGACAGAGUUCUAAGCUCAAAGACUCGGGGGACAAAGGGAAGCACUGCUUGUCUGAAACUGAACUGUAGUUUAUCGUUUCUACCAUCAGUUUUUCGCUACACUGUAUUUUAGGCAUUUUUUUAGCAUGAAUUUUUGUUUUUACUACAUCAUGGAUUAAAGCUGGCAGUGGAGCCCACUUUAUGCAGAAUGGAUCAUUCUGCUGAAGAUCAGCUCUGUUUCUCAUUUAUUAUUCAAGGACUCUGCAGUUGUUCUUUUCCACGCUUAAUUUGUACUGUUCACUAUAAUAUUGAAAACGUUUUUUUAUUUGUGAUGAACAUUUUGUCUCAGUGUUUAUUCAGCACUAAAAACCAUGUGUUUUGGAAAA
Messenger RNA from Limanda limanda (common dab), 2098 nucleotides. RefSeq names its product zinc finger, CCCH-type with G patch domain (gene zgpat). Lineage: Eukaryota; Metazoa; Chordata; Actinopteri; Pleuronectiformes; Pleuronectidae. Gene Ontology annotation, cellular component: nucleus. The record is from RefSeq and is a predicted model, not a curated record. Gene Ontology annotation, biological process: regulation of transcription by RNA polymerase II; negative regulation of DNA-templated transcription. The transcript is spliced from 7 exons. Gene Ontology annotation, molecular function: RNA polymerase II cis-regulatory region sequence-specific DNA binding; DNA-binding transcription factor activity, RNA polymerase II-specific; metal ion binding. The coding region runs from base 155 to 1747 and encodes 530 amino acids.